AUGAAAAGGAAAGCAAACGUGAGCACAGCUCAAUUGUGGGUGCAGGGACAAAGGGGACGGGGUCCUCGCGGCGCCGUUGGCGGUUGCAACACCCCCGGCAGUAGAGUGGAUCCUUGGUGGAAUCCUGGUUCCCUCUUUCCAACUGUUCCAACACCAGGGCCACCAAAAAUUGAACACGACGAGGGAUCACCAGGAGAAAAUAAUCAACAAUUGUCUGAACAACAAAAUCAAAUUCGCAAAACACCAAGCCCUUCAAUAUCAAAUCAUCCACUAUUGUCAUCAACAAUUCAACAUCCAAUUUAUCAGCAAUCAAAUAUUAAUAACAUUACCAGUAAUAAAACGAAUAAUAUUAAUAACAACGAUAGAAACAAAGAAAAAAGUAGAAGAAAUUCUGAUAAUAUAAACAGCAUAAAUAAUAAUAAUAGUAAUCAAGAAAUAAACAAAAAUUUGUGCUUUUCAAAACAAUCGAAUAAUCUACUUUCCACGCUGCUUGCUCCAAAGUCUACAGAUUCCUCGCAUUUAACGCGAGGAGUCGAUCAUCCAACUGUUAGUAGUCGAACAGUUUUGUCGUCUCUUUUAAAUACGACGUCCCCAAAUUUAGUUGACUAUACAAAUACUCCUACCAUAUCAACACUAGUGGCUACAACAAGUGUUAAAGAUUCUGAAGCACAAAUUAUUGAUACCUCAAUCGUAUCACCGUCACCAGUAUCAUCUUCAUCAUCGCGAGAUUCAUUUAUUGGUACUGGUUUUUGUGCAUCUUUAUUAAGUUCAUUACUUUCAACUUCCAAAAUUUCGACAACAAAAAGUAUUGAAGACGUGAAUAAUAGCUCAUCUAUUGAACGAUUACAACUUGAUCAAGAACCUAAAGUUGAAUAUUCACUCAGUGGUUCAUCACCACAACAAAACGUUUUAGACGUGUCAACAGAAGAUCUAAUAGCUACAUCACCUUACAAUAUUAUUAGUACCAGUAUAGAAUCAAAGUGUAACUUACCGAAAAAUUUGAUCAAAAAUUCAUCUGACGUAGUUGUAUCGCCUUCAUCCGAAAUAACAAUCGAUAUGAAGUAUGAGACACAAUCAGCACCGCCUACAGGGCCACCUCAUUUGACAGCAGCUGGUGUAGAGCCACCUCAUAGUAGUCAAACAAGUGGAUUAGUUGUAGGAGCAUCACCAACGGAGGUUGUAGGAGUUGAUAGUUUAUUAUUACCAUGGACUACAACAAGUACAGAUUUUUUAGAACCGUCCGAUGUAAAGCAAACUGCUGCAGGUAUUCAAGAUGCCUGGGACACACUUUUGUUAGGAUCAUCAGUUGGAGUAGCAUCAGCACAGUCUCUAGCAGAAUUGAAACCUCUUCCACCUUUCACAGGUUAUACCGGUCAUCUCAGUAUAAAUGGUAUACCUGGUCAUCACUAUCAUACUAUAGCAUCAUCCGCAGAGCGACCAUCAAUGCAAUCAUCUUCUCCUACUCCUUCUUCUAAUCAAGAAUAUUAUGAAUCUCCAGUUGUAUCUUCUAGUACACCAUGCCCUCAAGGAAACCAAAAAUCUCAACAACAGCAACAACAAUCACAACAGCAGCAUCCCCAUCAUCAUCAUCAUCAUCACCACCAUCACCAUCAACAUCAUCAUCAACAUUCUCAACAAACUCAACAGCAACAACAACAACCUCAACAACAACAGCAACAGCAGCAGCAACAACAACAGUUACCACAGUCUACACAACAAGUUGACUAUGAUAUUGAAGAUAUCGCUGAAAUAAUUGGCUCGGCAAUCGCCGACACAACUGUACCUAGUGGAGGAGGAGGUAAUGGUCCAGGUUCUGAACACGAUCCCGAUGGUUCUAGAGAUUGGAUUGAUAUCGCUGAAUGGAUUGAUACUGAAUGUUCACCAAAAACUCAUGAAACAACGUCACCAAAUCCAUAUUCUCAAAUCUACAGCUCAACAAAUCCCAACAGUCAUUCACACCAGCAUGGAUCCACACUACAAAGUCUAUUAACUACGGGUUAUGCACCAUUACUACAAGCAAGGCUUCAGGCUGGUAAUACAGGUUUACAAAAUACCUCAUGCGGUGAAACACCAUCGUCAACAAGUCCAUAUCCUCCAGUUAGUCCGCCAGGUCGCGUAUCUACAUCAUGUAGUCCCGAUCAUUUACUUCAUUCAUCAUUUGCUACUCCUUCUCAUCCGCGAAAGCGAUCACGUCCAUCGCCAGGAAAUCAAAAUCCAUCGAAAAAAAGUCCUGCAGCUGCGGCACUACCUUACGGCACAGAAUCCGGUCUUAUUAGUGGUAAAGAAAAACCUGUUCAUAGAUGUUCUAUAUGUAAUAGGGGGUUUCUCAAUAAAAGUAACAUUAAAGUUCACUUGAGGACGCAUACAGGUGAGAAACCAUUUAGAUGUGAGGUUUGUGGUAAAGCAUUUCGACAAAAAGCUCACCUCAUUAAACAUCAACAAAUUCAUAAAAGGAUUGGUCGAGAUUAAAUAUGAAUUAACAGUACAAGUGUACAAAAAAUAAUUAUUAUGUGCAGUAAAUAAUGAGCUUUAUCCUUUUGAAUAUGUACCUAAAAAAGACGUUCAUUAUGAGCAAUACAGUCAAGUCUCAUUACUCUAUUCAACUAUUUAUCUGUUCACUAAUUGUGAAUACAGCUCUGAAAGUUUCGUUCAAGUUGAAUACUAGAAACUUGACUAUAUAUAUGACCAUAAAUAUAUGAUAAAAGCAUAGCAGAGUUCUUCAUAUUUUCAUGUAUCAUACUGAUGCAAUUUGGUUUUAAAAUAUAAAUCAAAUAGACAAAUAAUUUUUUUUUAUAAUUAUAGUAACAUAAUUUUACUAUUCUAUGCAACGAAUAUAUAUAAAAAAUAUUUCAGGGUAUUUAACCUUGAAGUGAAACGUAAAAAUUUGUAUGUGCAGUGUAUAAUUAUAAUGGUACAUUAUAGCGUUAGAAUGGAAUUUUUUCAAUGAAUUAGGUGUGUAUAUAUACAUAUACCACUAUUUAUAUUAAUAAAAAUAUAUAUUUUGCUAUGGAACAAUACUUUGAUCAUCACUAAUAAUAUUUG
Chelonus insularis is the source of this 3042-nucleotide messenger RNA. RefSeq names its product zinc finger protein ichor (gene ich). Gene Ontology annotation, molecular function: RNA polymerase II transcription regulatory region sequence-specific DNA binding; DNA-binding transcription factor activity, RNA polymerase II-specific. Lineage: Eukaryota; Metazoa; Arthropoda; Insecta; Hymenoptera; Braconidae. The transcript has 3 exons. Gene Ontology annotation, biological process: regulation of transcription by RNA polymerase II; embryonic hindgut morphogenesis; embryonic pattern specification. The record is from RefSeq and is a predicted model, not a curated record. Gene Ontology annotation, cellular component: nucleus. Bases 1 to 2469 code for a protein of 822 amino acids.